Messenger RNA from Aplysia californica (California sea hare), 8902 nucleotides. RefSeq lists its product as uncharacterized. The record is from RefSeq and is a predicted model, not a curated record. The coding region runs from base 1898 to 7783 and encodes 1961 amino acids. Gene Ontology annotation, cellular component: nucleus. NCBI's taxonomy places the organism in Eukaryota, Metazoa, Mollusca, Gastropoda, Aplysiida, Aplysiidae. Gene Ontology annotation, biological process: chromatin organization. The transcript has 29 exons.
CUCAAGCAGCAAGGAAAAUGCAGCAGAGGCGCCCACUCUACACUACAUUGCCUUCACAGACCUUCGAAUCACCUGAAAAGCUUUUUUCUAUUUUCCACACACUGCUCCAUCGGACUGGCCACUCCGGACCUAUGAUCGUCCUAGGAUGAUUCAAUUUUUUCAUGAAGACACGCAAAUGUCCAGUACGAUGAUGUAGCUUUAUAUCUUCGGAUCCUAUCCCAAUAAAGGAGUUAUAGGGCCUAAAAUAGGCUCGACAACGUCUGACGAUGACCAAUACAUCCGCAUAGGAGGAUAAAUCUCUAACGAAAUAGAAGAACUUGAAUAAGUUAAAGGUUAAGGUGACCUAAUUAAAUUGUGGCUUCUGUUGUGGCCGAUACGAGACCAAUCCUAUCAGAGAUCUUGAAAAGCUUGCCAUUCAAAAGUUCCCCAUCCACAAUCCACUCAUGGAUGUAAGAGACAUAUUUCAGGGUGUCUUUGUAGCGCUUUAAACGCGUUCUUGUUUAAUGUGCUCCACAACUCGAUCAGAGUUAUACUAACGUACAGUAUUGAUGCCAAGAAUUCUCCUGAGGUAUUUCAGAUGAAAAAUUAUUAAUUUUUUUGGCAUGGCUUUGGUACACCGUCCAUGUCUCAGCACCAUGCAACACGGUUAGAAGGGCCACAGCUUUGUAGAGUUUUAACUUAUUGUCUUUGUGCAAAUGCCAAGCAGUCCCAAUUCUUGUUCUGGGCCUUCCAAAGGAUGUGCAAUUAGCUUUUUUCAUUCAUAAAACUUUUUCUGCAUCGAUGCCGGCAUUUGAAGAUAUCACUGCCAAGAUACUAAAUAAGCUAUCAACAUUACUCAAGUGUUGUUCUAUGAGGCCUAUAAUUGUGAUUUUAAGAGGAGGGUCUGCGUAUCACUUGGGACAGGCUGGAAAAAAAAACUUCUGUCUUUGCUGUGCUUACCAUUGUCCAUGGCCUUCAGUAAGUCUAAGAAUAGCAUUUAUUAUCCUGUUGACUUUCCGCCAAAUAUGUUAUUUAUAUUUCCCCUAUCCCCUUUGAGACCGGGCCUUUCUUUUUUUAAAAAUGCAUAGUACAUGCAUGUAUAUAAUUAAGCUACAUAAUAUAUUUCUAAGAAUUAUUUCUCUUUUUGUGUUGGGGAGGAAACGGGAUCGAAUUAACGACUGGCUAGAUGCAAGGAGGGUAUUUUUUCUCCUUUUUUCUGUUCUUUUUCACGCUAUGGUCAAAACGCCGACUCCUGCAUGAUUGCAGCGAACAACAACAUCGAUUUUGGUGGCAUAAAGGUCUUUUUUUUUAUUGAACCCUCCCCCCUUAAAAAAAAAAGCAGCUCCCUUCCUCUUCCAAAAAUUUUCUUCGCUUAAGUCAAUAUUUAUUAGUAUGUUUCAGAGGCGGAAAAAUGAACAUGGUGUUUUAUUAUUGUAUUAUUCAAAGGAAAAUAAUUAAUUUCACGUUUAAAGGUAACAUUUUGCAUGGGGGUUAUGUUGUUUCGUUUUCAAGGUCUCGUCAGCUGUAAAUAAUUAGUCUUUUUAAUAGACUGAUGGAGUAUUGCCGAGUUGCUUUUGUCCUCUCAAAUUGUUCGCUUAUUCUGCAGUGUGGCUUAUAUUAUGUUUUAGUUUUUAAAAGUAGUAGGCUAGUUUUAGGAAUGAGCCGUAAUACAAAAAAUAUUUUUAGGUAAAUAUCUAGCCGACUGGAUGCUGUUCAUAUUUUUUUCUUUUCAUGUUUGAAUUUUAGGUACAACAACUAAUUUGAGCAACUACCUCAUGGAUUAUCUGGCAAACGUGCAUGAACCAUUCAAAUUUCUGCAUGUGCUCGUGUUUACAUUUGUAUUACACAUGAUUUUUCAAGGUAAAUCGGCUAUAACAGAUCUUCUUGGCACAUUAACUGAUGAUCUUUGCUGCUGACUAUGGCAUCUGCAUUGUGUGGGGAGGAUGGUUCUGUGAGUGACUUGCAGCUAGCACCAGGGCUGCCAUCACCUGACACUUCUGAUGAUGAGGACAUUAAAAGUUAUGCAGACUAUCGCAUCACAGUCCCACAUUUCUGCAACAAGCUGAGGGAAUUGACAAGACCACUUCUGUGCCUCAGCCAUGGUUUGCCGUCUCCAACUAAACAGCUUAGAGAAACUGGCAAUACAAGAAACAAGGAGUCAAAGGCAAAAAAGAGGUUGUUCAAAGGCGGUCAAGACCCUCCCUGUGCAAUCAUCGAGCGGCGUUAUGGAUAUGUUCCCAACCCAAGAUGGCCCAAGCCAUUUUCUGGCCACAGCUCCAGACAUUUUGAACCUAAGGGUGUAAAGGGCAAGGCUGACAAAGUGCCUGGUGUCGUUUUUCGCAAGUCGUCCUCCUACUCUAGCUCCAGAGAUCACUCAGGAUAUCGCAGGCGGGAGCAGUCCUACCAGGAGAAUGAUUUCCCAGAGCUGGGAUCACUGGACUCAGACAAGUCCCAGCUGUCUAGCUUUGGUCAUUCACUCAGGUCUGGUGACUCUGCAGAAGACAGAGAGCACUCUCGUAGCCACAACAGGAGUUCUCUCCACCGGGCAGACACCAGUAGAGUGUCUAGUGGUCACAGCUCAUUACUGACCUCUACUCCUGUAAAAAGAGAUGGCCGAGUCUCCUCGGACACUUACACGCCCAGUCCUAUCUCAGCACAUCACCGUGUCACACCCAGUCCCAUAGGAGCGCAGCGUGCAGUCAGUAUUGUGUCAAUGAGGGAAUCUGUGUCACCAGGUAGCCCUGUUGCUGUACUGAGUGAUGCAAAGCCAAGUGUUGUAGGGCAGGUAGAGGCAGUUGUGUCCAGUCCUGGUCAGUCAUACCGAAGACCCAGGAAGUUGUGUCCUAGCCCACUGGCUCAGGAGACUUCAUGCUCUGACACUUCGCGUUCAGGUGCACCUUUGAAGUCAUCUUCAUGGCUGUCUGCUACGAGUGAAGAACCUGGCGAUGUGAAAUUUAGCCCAUCUCGUGGCUCGUCCACAUCCUGGUCCGAUAUGGUACGGAGUGAUUCAGCGGGUGAGAUGAGAAAAGGCACAGAGAAGGGGAGUCCUAGUCUGACAUCUAGUCACAACAGUACCGGCAGUCAACCUGGAGAGAUGUUGCAAAGUGGGUGUGACCCUGUAGCAGGUCAAAUUCUGGCCAGUCCCACAGCCUCAUCCUCUCUUGAACGGCGACAUCGAAAGGGCAACCAACGCAAGUGGACACCGCUAUCUGCAGCCUCCACUGAGCCUAAGCAGAUGGUGGGUGUCGGCGAUAAGUCUCCGUCGCAGCUAGUGAGUCAGUCUGCGUGGAGUAGAGGGACCACUAGCUCCUCAUCACUACAAGGCUCUGGCUUACUGGUCAGCGGGAAGUGUCGAGAUUCGCCAGCCAGUCCCCUGCAAGAGUGGCCGCACAACGCCCGGAACAGCUCUCCUUCUGUAGCAGGAUAUGCUGGGGCCUGGGGUCAUGGGGCUGCCUCUCGUGUCACCUCCCCUCUGGCUGCCCAGAACCAUGAUAUCAAUCCUGGUGACCUGGCCACAAAGUCCCAACCAAGGGUAUCCCGGGCCUCUGUUGGAGACUCUUCAUCCUCUCAUAUGGUGUCGCAACCUUCACCUUCUGUUUCGCCCAUUCCAGGGGAGGUUUUGGCUGAGCAAAGUCAAAAUGAACUGCGGAGAGGCAAGGGGAAGAAAGUUGGGACUUUAAAUACGAUCCAUGGAGACGCCAAAGAGUGCAAGCCAGUGGCUGGUUCUCAGAGGUCUGGGAAGAGAAACAGCAACAACAAUAACUACAAUAAAAUUCAACCUCUGACACUGGAAAACUUCAUUCCAAAACCUCAGAAGGGGAAGGGGAAAAAUUCAUUACCGAAAAAUGAAAAGGAUAUGAUCUUGUUGAAGAGUCGUUUCAUGGAGGACUUGAAGGCUAACCCAACCUCACCCCCUAAGAAGAUUCAACCGUCACCUAUUAAAAGACUGAGUUUUUCCGAUCAGAAAGCAGAUCUUCCAACCCCUUUGGGUUCUGUGUCAGUAUGUGGAGAUGGUGGAGAUUCCCUGGCAGGUAGUGUUGAACAGUUGAAAAGUUUGAAAAAGUUGUUGAGUGAUCGUGAAGGCACAGACCGACCACUGGAUGAACCUGGUGUGUGUAAAACUAAUCCCAGCAAACGGAGCCAGGUGGUUCUCAAAGACAAAACAGUGAAGGAGAUUGAUCUAAAGCUUGUGUGUUCUCUGGAAAAGUUAAUGACAGAAGAGGCCAAUGGCAAAGAUGUGUUUGAAGAUGAAGACGAAGGUGAAGACGACUAUACACCGACAGAGACAAGCCUUUCUGAAGCUAAGCAGUUUUGGGAACUGAGGCCAGUGAAAAGCUCAAGUCCGACGUCAAAGAGUACGAUGCAUCAUGAGACAGCACACGUGGCAGGAGCUGAUAAGCCUGAGCUCGCCACCUCUUGCCCGCCGAUAAGUGGAAAGGUGACUAUGGGCGUUGACCAGGCCCCUGUAAAGGGUGUUGAAGACCAAGCCAGAGUGGAGAACUGUGUUGACCAGCCUGGCAUUGAGACUUAUGUUGACCAGGCUAGCGUGAAGGAGGGUGAUGACCAGGCCAAGGUAGAGGGGAGUGGGGAAAAGGCGUGUGUUCAGAGCAAUAGUCUCCAAGCCAACAAAGAAGUCUCUGGUGACCUAGUCUUGCCCUCUUUGGUCACUUGCAAGCAACAGCUCACGAAAUAUGCCCGACGCUACUGCUAUUUCAUUGAAGAGCACCAGGUGCCAAACGUGGCUGUGGAGCUGUACUUCAUCAUCCAGCUGCUAACGGCUACAGAGCUUGACACAGAUGCACUUAACAGAAUAGAAAGUAUAUAUGGCGAAUGUGUGUUCUGUUCGGUCCCAAAUGGUGUUUACUUUGCUGUGAGAGUCCUGGAGCGCCUUAAGAGGUUGUUCCUGUCAUUGGACAAAGCUUAUUUGGAGCUCCUGGUUGACAACCCGAGGGUUGCCAUAUUUUCUCCAUCCCUGCAGGCCUGUGUUGAGAGAGCACUGAAGGAGAGAGUGGUGGACUAUGUGGUGCCUUCCCAAAUGGACCACACAAGUUUUGAUCCACUACAUGACGGGAUCUUGAGCUUCCCUGAUACCAACUAUGCUCACGUGUUCAAGUGUCAACGGGACAAUUUUUAUGCGUUUUACCGCCACUACCACGACACCAGUAGCGCAUAUGAGUUCAAGAUGGAAAACCAGAUCUUGUACGUGUAUGACGGGAGUACGGCUGAGCAGAACUCGGUGGUGAACCUCAUGCACCUGGCCAGGCUCUUCCUGGACCACAUGCUGCUGUGCUGUGUGAAGCAAGCAGGGGAAAAGGUAGACAUUUUCAAGAUGAUCAGAAGUAGAGGUCAAGAUGAGGAGCAGUUUAACAGUUUGUACGCAGCCUUCAUGGAACUGUUCAGUGUGACCUCAGGCUCGGCUUGCCCAUCCCCGGGCUUCUCGGAUCAGCAAAUGUUUUUUCCAGACUUUGUAGAGACCCUGAGUUGUCCUGCCUUCAAUGAGCACUUGCGCUGCCUUGUAGUGGCCAGGAUACUGCAGCUCAACUCCCAGACGUUUGAUUCGGUACUGAAUCUUCACUCAUCUGUGACUGUUGGAGAGAGUGAUACUCCAGUGCGCACUGAGAAAUUCACAGAAACUGUGCUGUCACUGUGUGUACUGGGGAGGUUGUUGGGUUAUCUCACCUUCUCCAUGCAUCGCAACCAGCCACAGGACCUGCCCCCAGAGCAAUCAGCAAUGAUGAUCAACAUCAGAGAGAUGACCCCGCUUCCCGUUCCUCUGCCAUUGCUGCUGAAGCAGGCAUUUGACCAGGGUCACCUGAGCCUGACUGUACCCUGGUUGGUGGAAUAUCUGGCUAUGAUGGACAAACUGGCACCUCAGCUCUCCAUUUACGCGGCUCUCCUGAAGAGGUUGCACUUCAUUCAAAGGUAUGCGUGGGAGAAUCUGUAUAAACAAGGCCACAGCAACUCUGGCCUCCUUGUGGUCUCCUGCAUCAGCUGGCUCUUUGAGAGUCCAGCUGUACCAUCCGGUUAUUUCUUCUCCCUGGGUGACGUGACGAGUGACGCUCAUGGUGUCAGAACUAAUUGCAAGCCGUUCCACAUUGAUUGCCAGAAAUUAGUGUCUCAGCGACUGCUUUCCUCCUGCUGCCCCUACCUUGAACAAGGUCAGGUUCUCCUCACGUUCUUUGCCCUGAAGCAGAGGCCGACAGGUAAGGGCACGGUGGGCAUGUUUCAUCUGCCCGACAUUGGGCAAAAGUCUGACCUGGAGCCAGCCCCUGCAGGUGGCCGUGCCAGUGACAGGGCAGAGAUUGAAGCGUGGCUGGGCUCCUCACUGACUGGUUCUACCAACAAGAGCUCUGGGACUGGCUUGUCCAGAGAGGUGGAGCAGCGCGGGAGAAGUCUGGUGAUUGAUGAUGAAGUGGUCCCGGCCUAUGUGCUCACACGUCUGCUGGCUAGGAAGGAAGAUGAUGACAGUGAGGACCUGGAGAAGAACUUCAUGGCAGGUGACAAGUUUCUGCUAAGCAGUAUUGACUCAGCCUCGGAGCUUGUGGCCUCCAAAGUACAGGACUUCGCCUGCCGGAGCAUCCUGCCUUACCUUGUGUUUGAGGCCAAGGUCCUGGUCAGGCGACAGUUCCAGGAGAUGGACCAGGGCGAUGAUGUUGAAAGACUGAAGAACAAUAUCAAGACCACUGUGAACAUCAAAGCAGGCAAAUUUUGCAGGAGAGCUGAGAGAACUUUCCAGAACAUCGCAGAAAGGGUGCUGGACCAGGACCUCCAGAGUCUGAUAAAGUUUCUCAUGUCGCAUGUGGAGGAGGGCAUCAGGGACAAUGCAGUAUGCAUAGCCAGAAGGAAGACGAUGAAAUCGCUACAUGAGUGGGCACGGGUACAGAUUAAUGCAGCUCUGUUCCGCCGUGUCAUCGUCCGUGAAGCUGAGAAGUGUGCUGGAGGCAACCCAAGACACUUAAGCCUUUAUCCCAACGACUUUUCAAAGAAACCUGCGGAACCCACGCACCCUGCCCUGGACACUGGCUGUGUGGAACUGAAGCAACUCUCUGAUCUCAUUGAUAGGGCAAUGUCGCAUGGCAUCUGGUACAUCAAUGCCCUCACGCCUGGCCCCCGACCUGACGAGGCUGAUUUACUCAAACUUAUCCGAGACUUCACAGCGUGCCUCGAGAAAAAAAUGAUUACCAUGGACUUUGCCUUUUAUGUCAUGUCAAACUUCCUCAUGCAUCUCAUCAUUCAGUACAUGGUGGACGCUCCUCACAACUGGACUGAGGCUACAGAGACAUCGUUCAUCAUUUUGUGCCGGCAGUGUCGAACCUGGGAGGCUGAGGACAACCAGGUGACCACGCGACUGUCGGAGUAUGUGCACAAGAAGAAGCGCAUGAAGAUCAAAGUGAUGAACUUUCUGUCUGUCCACUGUGUGCAGUGGCUUGCCAAGAGUGAGACACAGAUGGAGACCCUGAUGUGUUACACCAAGCUGUUGUUCCGGCUGGUGGAGUCCGAGCUGCUACACGUGGACACGCUGGUCAAGCGACUACUGCACACGCGGGGAAACAGGAACUUGGACUCUGACCACAGGGCCACCGUCAACCGCGUUCUGGUCAAACUGCUGCAGAUGUUGUACGAGGCCUCGGACUCGGACGACUGUACGUACAGCAAGAGCUGUGUUCUGAGCCAAGUGGAAAAUUUACUGGGGGCAGAGACUGGAGAAGCGGAUGAUGGGGCCGAGAAUGCUCCGCUUUUGACGGAGCUCAGGCAAGUGUUUGGCCACAUUCUCACAGACGCAGAAGUACUUGUCUCAUGUUAAGUGUUGGUGCACUGUCAGCGGUUACCUUGUCCCUCUCACCGUAACAUAACUCUGGUAAUGUCACCACACUCGCUGGAGUAACCGCAGACUCCGUACUGGCUUCUGUGGUGUAGUGGUUAGUUAAGCGAUUAGCCGUCGCUUGCAGAAGGCCUGAGCUCGAUUUCCCUUUUGGGAGAAUUUUCACAGAAUAUCUUGAUCUCAUUGCGGGAAUGUUGUUUCCCUCUCAGCUAGAGUUGGCAGGAUUGGAGCCGGCCUCGUAAAUGAUCUGAAUCAUGUGGAUAUUGACUUACAAAAACCAAGCGAAAUAUAUCACUAGUGAUGGUAUAUGAAAUUAUUAUUCUGCAGCAGAAAGAACCAUAACUCACACAGGGUCAUUGCCGUGUUUACAGGGCUGCCUAUUUCUAUCGAUUUUUCUGGUAGUUAUCAAUUUUGAACUUGUACUAUCACCAUGAUAAAGGUGUCAAUACUACUGGUUGUCAAAACUACUGAUUUUGCAAUGGGUGCCAAAUUUUAUUUUAAAAAAGGAAUGCAGUGCUUCCAAUCUUUGGUGUUUUUACAGAAAUCCUUACAUUCUAAAAGUUGCUGCCCUAUCAUAGUACUAGCCUAUCAACUACAUCCGUAUGUAGAGACUCUAUAAGACGUCAGUUUGUGAACUAAUACAGACAGUUUAAUAUGUACUCACAAACACCGUAUGAUAUAUAUAUAUUAGGUAUAUACAUACCCUUGAUGUCAAAUGUGAAGAACUUAUCACUGAUAUUAAUGAUGGGAUAAGGGCCUGUGUGCAGUUGUUAAAGAGGGGGCCUUGGCAGUCAGUGCGGAGGUAGACAUCACCUGUUGAAGAUAAGUUUAUGGAUAUGUAGGUUGUUGAGGAUUGAUCAGAGGGGCCUGUCACCUGAACUUCUUGUACGGUUAGAGAGCAUGAUUCAUAAAAAUAUGAUUGGUAGCCUCAGCAAGUUUUUUGAGGUCUCUAUAAUUAUGCUCUGAAAAUGCAUCGAAUGUCUUGUGCCAAUAUAAAGAGUGCCACCUACAUCCAACACCUAGCCAUAUCGGAUAAGGGUGAAAAAAUAUCGGAAGUCCCGUGUGCAAAUUGUGCUCGUUAAAGAUCCCUGAUGCAGUGCC